AUGUCAGAUCCCGAAGAAGAAGUGCCCGUGGAGGAAGUGCCGGAAGAGGAAGUCGGUGAGGAAGAAGUUGAGGAGGGAGAAGCUGAGGAGGCAGAAGUUGAGGAGGGAGAAGCUGAGGUGGAGCAAGCCGAGGGAGAGGAAGUCGAAGGAGAGGAGGAAGUUAGCGGCGAUGUCGAGGCAGAGACGGCUGACGCGGCAGAGGCUGUGCCUGGCGGCCCUGACAUCGGGCUCGGCUACGUUGAGGCUCCGGACACUGGGGAAGUUGCGGAAAUCAUUCUCGUUACGACUUCCCUCGGAAGCAUUCGAAGACAGUUCUUCUCCAGUCAGAGACUCAAGAAUUUCCUCGAUUGCAAGGGCGUCGUUUACAUCAUUAUCGACUCGAACAGAGACACGAGCAGUGCAAAAAAGGACUUGCCGGUGCAAAUGGUGAAGGAGAGCGAGUCUUCUGUGCCGCUCGGUUUUUUCGCAGAUUUGAAGGACAUCGAACUUUUCAAGGAGUGGAAGGCGAACCGCAUUCUAAAGGUGACGGAAGAGACGGAGUUCAAUCCAGAACCAGAAAUCAUUAUUCCGCAGGUGCUCGUCGAUGGCGUUUUUGUCGGGGAUGAGACUGUUUUGCAGGACUUCGAAGAAGAUGGAGAUCUAGAUUGGAUUUUCUCGCGCGCGGCGUGCCCGGCGUGUCUCCACGAGAAGCCCCCUGACGCGCCGUCGUGUCCGUCGUGCGGCGUCACGUAUCGAGCUCUGAUUCCUGCGCAGUACGUCGCCGAGGGCCAGGUGAUUCAGAUGCUCCAAGGCUGUCCGUACAACGGCGAAGAAGCUGCCGCAGAAGAGCGCGACGCCAAGGAGAGAUGGGCAGCGUCGCCGUCGUUCGAGGGCGACGUGGAUCUCGGCACGUUCGAGGAAGGCGAAGAGGCGGAGGAAGGAGACGAAGGAGAGGAAGGGGAGGAAGCGGAAUUGUAG
Messenger RNA from Neospora caninum, 957 nucleotides. RefSeq lists its product as hypothetical. The record is from RefSeq and is a predicted model, not a curated record. Lineage: Eukaryota; Apicomplexa; Conoidasida; Eucoccidiorida; Sarcocystidae. Bases 1 to 957 code for a protein of 318 amino acids. The transcript is spliced from 4 exons.